Molecule: messenger RNA, 1232 nt
Organism: Tyto alba (common barn owl)
Lineage: Eukaryota; Metazoa; Chordata; Aves; Strigiformes; Tytonidae
Product: sel1-repeat-containing protein YbeQ-like
Exons: 5
Coding region: 1-501 (166 amino acids)
Molecular function (GO): protein binding
Source: RefSeq, a predicted model, not a curated record
AUGGGGGACACGAAGCGUGCAGCGUGGCGGCGGCGGGAGGGAAGGGGCAGUGCUGGUACCUGCCGGGCAAAUCCUUCUCCAGGGGGUGGGAACCCCCACCCGCCCGGCUCGGCGUGGAGCCGGUGGGAGUUGGCAGCUGUAAUCACUGCCAGCCUCCUCCUGCUCUACAUCCUACUGUACUACGAGGACUUCCAUUUCCAUGUGGCUCAUGUGUACGCUCGCUUGGGGUACCCCAACGCCCAGCACAUCCUGGGACAGAGGUAUUUGCAAGGAGCUGGAGUGGAAAAAGAUGAGGACAUGGCCAUGCACUGGUUCAGGCAGGCUGCAGGACAGGGCCAUCCCCACGCCUCCUUCAACCUGGCAGUGGGGGCACUCAGAAACAUGACCGUGGCACUUGAAGAAGGGGAAGUGGAGAAACUCCUCAGUGUGGCAGCAGCCCACGGGCUCCAAGAAGCUCAGCAACUUUUGGAAAACAUCCUCAAGAGCAGAAAUGUUCCCUGAACGACCACUGCAACACCGAUGCUUGUCCAACCUUGCCUUCUUCUGCACUUAGCAGCCCUGCUUUCUCCUUGCCACGGGUCUGGUCUUUAGGCAUUUGACUCAUUCAUUGGACAUUACAUUUGCUUUGCACUGGAUCUCUACCAUCAGAUCUAUGGCAGUGAUGUGUUGCUGCUCCUUCUCCUUUUGCUUCCCGGCUCACCACUUCUGAAAAGCACCGGAAAGGUGGGGUGGAGGAGACAAAUAGCCUUUGGGGUUACACUGACGAUGGGCAUAUGAACAUUAUUGAAAAAGCACUGCUAGUGUUGCACCAACUGAUCUGAUACUAGUAAGUUAGAUCCAAAUACUGAUCUGAGCUUGAUGUGGUGUUGCUUGUGCGUUUGUCCUGUGUGUAUUUCAUGCUCUGCUUAGGCACUGCGAUAAAUGAUCAUGACUGAGGCUUUAUCACUGUAAAUCAGCAUGACAUGCACGCAUGAUAUCAGUUGUAAUAGAAGUGACAGUGAUUUAACAGAAAAUAUAAAUAAUACCCUCACUUAACAUCUAUCGUUCUUUAUCAAUGUUACCAUUGCCAUGCCAGUUUUGGGGAAAAGUAAUUCAGUUUAAUGGAAACUGCCUUCAUUUUCAGUGUGGUCUUGGUUUAAAACCACAGCAGGAGCAAUUGCAUUUCACAGGAAGUGCACUCACCAAACAAAGAUCCACAGCAUUUUGCUAGCAAUAAAGUUGUUUCCCAGGGC